AUGGCUUCUUCGCUGCUGUUGAGUCGCCCGACGGACUUUGAACCUUACUCCUCCGGGCAGGGAGAGACGCUGACAGUGAACGUGAGCUGGGGCUUGCCGCCGAUGAACCCGGCUGACGGCGAGGCCGGAGCCUCUGACCCUUCCUCGGUGGCCGAGGACCGGCUCUACGAGGUGCCAGUCGAGGUGAUUGUGUUGCUGUCCGUCUGUUACGGCGCCAUCUCGCUGGUGGCCGUAGUGGGCAACACGUUCGUGCUCUGGAUCGUGGCCACGUCGCGCCGCAUGCGAACCGAGACCAACUACCUGAUCGCCAACCUGGCCAUCAGCGACAUCAUCAUCGGCCUGUUCUCCAUCCCGUUUCACUUCCAGGCUGCGCUGCUCCAGCGGUGGCUCCUGCCGCGCUUCAUGUGCGCUUUCUGCCCCUUCGUACAGGUGCUGUCAGUCAACGUGUCCAUCUUUACGCUGACGGCGAUUGCCGUGGACCGGUACAGGGCCAUCACGAUCCCGCUGAAGGCGCGCCUCAAUUCCCGCCUGACUGCGCGGGUCCUCAUCGGCGUCAUCUGGGUGGCGUCGGCCAUGGCGGCGGCGCCGUACGCGUUCGCUCUGCGCGUCACCCUUGUCCAGGACGAACGCACUGGCGAACGCACGCGCCCCUUCUGCCACAACGUGGCGCUGCCUCCCAGCGCCUGGCGCGUCUACAACAAUGCGCUUGUCUGCUCGCAGUACUUCGCACCCCUGCUGGUCAUCUGCUACGUGUACGAGCGCAUUCGCCGCCUGCUCAAGGACUCGACCAUCCCCGGAAACCCGGAGUCUGUGCGAGACGCCAUCGUCGUCAGGAACAAGAAAAAGGUGACCAAGAUGAUGUUCAUUGUGGUAGCCAUCUUUGCGCUGUGCUGGCUGCCAUACCAGACAUACAACAUCCUCACCGAGAUCUACCCGGAAAUAAACACAUAUCGCUACAUCAACGUGAUAUGGUUCUGCUGUCACUGGUUGGCCAUGAGCAACUCGUGCUACAAUCCGUUCAUCUACGCCAUCUACAGUGAGAAAUUCAACGCCGAGUUUCAGGCUCGCAUCCGCUGCUGCGCUCGCCGACCCCAUGAAGAGAUCGUCUACGGACAUUCAUCUAUCAUGACACAGCUGUCUGUGCGACUGCAGUCCUGAAACGUGCGAAAAAACACCGCGGUCGUUCUUGGAGGCCUGUGAUCUAGCCGCUCCGCCAACAAAAAACGAGCUUCGAUGUCGCGUAUGCGUAGAGCAAUCGCAGGUGAUGACAGCGCCACAUGCCCCAGGAAUGCGGGACGUUGACAAGGUUCGGCUCUGCUUUAAAGAAAAUUCCUUGACGCAGCAGCAAUGUAAGCUAAAAGUCUUGAUUAGCAACAUCCAAAAGGUUUCCGUUUUAUAUCGGUUGAAGCAAGGGGCUAUAAAGGUUUGCCAAAGUAUCCCUGUACGCGGGAGCCAAGUAAUCCUGUUUUCAUCGUCUACUGAGAUUUUUCCUUAGGGCACUGCUGCCUGCUUGGGCAAAAUUACA
Messenger RNA from Rhipicephalus sanguineus (brown dog tick), 1525 nucleotides. RefSeq names its product neuromedin-K receptor. Gene Ontology annotation, cellular component: membrane. Bases 1 to 1158 code for a protein of 385 amino acids. The transcript has 5 exons. Lineage: Eukaryota; Metazoa; Arthropoda; Arachnida; Ixodida; Ixodidae. Gene Ontology annotation, biological process: G protein-coupled receptor signaling pathway. Gene Ontology annotation, molecular function: neuropeptide Y receptor activity. The record is from RefSeq and is a predicted model, not a curated record.